Priapulus caudatus is the source of this 3873-nucleotide messenger RNA. Its product is annotated as putative thiamine transporter SLC35F3. The record is from RefSeq and is a predicted model, not a curated record. The coding region runs from base 268 to 1785 and encodes 505 amino acids. NCBI's taxonomy places the organism in Eukaryota, Metazoa, Priapulida, Priapulimorpha, Priapulimorphida, Priapulidae. The transcript has 9 exons. Gene Ontology annotation, molecular function: transmembrane transporter activity. Gene Ontology annotation, biological process: transmembrane transport. Gene Ontology annotation, cellular component: membrane.
AUAGUAGCCAGCGAUGAACUCGCACAAUAACGGGUAGGAUUCUGUUACCGCGGCUGCAUAAAUAACACCGCAUCGCACCAUUUGUGGAUAUACGGAAAGCAUGAUUUCGUCUGUUCUUCUACUGAGUGGAUAUCACAAGAAACACUGUUUUACCGACAAUCACUAUUGUGUUGUGACGUGCAUGUAAGAGCACAUGCAUUUUCACGCCGAAUUCAAUAGCUUCACGCCAGACACUACGCGUUCCACCUAGUGAGAAAGUUUGCAAUCAUGUUUAGCACGCCAAUAGUGACAACCGUUCGAAACUUCGCCCAACGCGACAGUCAUCAUCAUCAUCCUCAUCCCCACUCACAACAUCAUCAUCAUGGUCCCCGACAUGGUAUCUUUAGUGGCGCGAAUAGUCCCAGCACGAGCCCCCGCAGUAAAAACAGUCCUAUCUCACCGAGGGAAGAGAAAGUUGAGAAGGGGGAUUACAGUAUGGGAGACCCUCCUUCCUGGGUGCGCUCGCUAACGCCCGUCCGCGGCACCGUCACUCCCGUCAGCGACGCCGACCUGGAUAGCGGGAUCAUUCCAGCCGGAGCCAGGGCUACACGGCCGUCGACCGCUGCCAGCCGCUGCACUACGAGAGAUAACAGUAACGACGAUGCUUGGGGGGAUGGAAGUGCCAGGGCAGGUGAGCCUGCCAAGCCUUGCUUAUCACAGCUAACAGUAAAGAUUCUGAUUGGCGUGCUGAUUGUGGUGAGCAUCGCUGUGUCGUGGACAGGCACGGCUCAGUUUGCAGCGAGCAGCUUUGACGAGACGUUCGACGGUGCUUACUUCUUCAUCUGGUUCUCGACAACAUGGAUGGUCGUCUGUUUCCCCGUCUACACCAUCGCCGUCUUCAUCUUCAGCCGGGAUAAGCGCUGCUUGAAGAGUAUAUAUAGGGACUGCAUAUCAGUGUAUGGCGAAGAUCGUUUGACGCCUCUCACUUUCUUCACAAAGUGUGGCUUGUUUUGUAUACUCUGGAUAGCAUCAAAUUACAUGUUUUUGAUGGCGCUCAGGAUCAUUCCCAUCACGGACACGGUGGCCGUGUUUGCGUCAAACGCGGCCUUUGUCUACAUAUUGUCAUGGAUCAUUCUUCACGAGAAGUUUAUAUCUAUACGGAUACUCGCCGUGAUUCUCAUGAUAACGGGUAUAGUGAUGAUGAUGUACGCGGAGGGCUUCGGAGGAUCAACGCCGCGCGGCGUCGCGCUUGCCAUCGGAGCUGCUCUCGGCUCGGCUGUCUAUCAGGUCUGCUUUAAGAAGAUCGUGGGUAAUGCGAGCCUCGGGCAGGUGUCGAUCUUUCUUUCGAUGCUCGGUGUCUUCGACGUGCUCGUCAUGUGGCCGAUCAUGCUGGCGCUCUACCUCACCAAGGUCGAGGUCUACGACUGGCACAACUUACCGUGGAUGUACCUGGGUGGCAGCGCUGCGCUGGGACUAGUAUUCAACUUCCUGGUGAAUUUCGGCAUUGCGUUUACCUACCCGCUUUUUAUUUCGAUCGGCAUCAUGAUGGGUAUUCCCGUUAAUGCAGCGGCCGACAUCAUCUGGCGGGACAAGACGUUCAGCGGCAUGACGAUUGCUGCCGCCGUGCUCAUGUGCGUUGCGUUUCUCGUGCUGCUCGCGCCCGAGGACUGGAACCUGACACUGCAGCGCUGGUUCUGCAGCUGCGGCCGCAAGAAGCGCGCUGCCGCCACCGCUGCUGCUGCCGAACAGUCGCGACCCGACACACGGCAGUCACGCUUCAAGGUCGCCAGUUCAAGCGGCGUGUGAGGGGCGUCAAGGUCGCCAGUACAAGCGGCGUGUGAGGGGCUUCAAGGUCGUUGAUACAAGCGGCGUGUGAGGGGUUUCAAGGUUGCCGAUGUGAUGGGCUUCAAGGUCGUCUGUGCGAUCGAGCUGCAUGUGAGGGGCUUCAAGGUCGCCAGUACAAGCAGCGUGUGAGGGGCUUCAAGGUCGUCGAUACGAGCUGCAUGUUAGGGGCUUCAAGGUCGCCAGUACAAGCAGCGUGUGAGGGGCUUCAAGGUCGUCGCUACAAGCGGCGUGUGAGGGGUUUCAAGGUUGCCGAUGUGAUGGACCUCAAGGUCGUCUGUGCGAUCGAGCUGCAUGUGAGGGGCUUCAAGGUCGCCAGUACAAGCAGCGUGUGAGGGGCUUCAAGGUCGCCAGUACAAGCAGCGUGUGAGGGGCUUCAAGGUCGUCGCUACAAGCGGCGUGUGAGGGGUUUCAAAGUUGCCGAUGUGAUGGGCUUCAAGGUCAUCUGUGCGAUCGAGCGGCGUGCGAGGGGUUUCAAGGUCGCCGGUGCAAGUGGCGUGCGAGGCUUCAAGAGGUGAAACACAUAGGCAUGGGAGACGGAUACUAGAUACACAGCGUAGUGAAUGGGGGUUAGUAGGUGUGGACUACAUUCAUGUCAAUGUCUCACUAUCAGCGGUCAGUGUAACGGUUGGACACACAGCUUGUGUUCCGCGCCUGGAUAUUUCUAAUGUCUGGUGAUAUAUCUAUUACUGGUAUCUAUAUCUGAUACUAUAUGUGAUGAGGCAAUGUUUAUCAUUAGGGGUAUUUGUUCGUUAAUGCUACUGAAAAUACACAGCUGCUCAUAUGCAUAACAUUCCUGAAUGUUUAUUGUAGUUCAUCAGGAGUCUGGAGUCAUAUCAUUUACAUGUAAUAAAUGUUGAGUCGGUGUGAUCGCUGUGGCCCUGUAUAGUGUGAGCUUGGCUUGAAUGAUUUAUUAUUUCUCAUGCCAUCUGAGUGAGAUACAAAACAGAUGUUUGAUUAUUACAAAGAUCUGCUGAUUGAGAGAUUUGCUCGACGUAUUCAGCUGUGAUCUCGCAUGUAUUGAGAUGCUAGUUUUGUCGGCAGAUUUUUGAUACUGAUAACAAAAUAUAUAUUGCCAUUCUUUUUAUAUUAGGCCAGCACAAUGUUUCUCAGUAGUGGUGAUGAGGGUGAGAGUGGUCGAUAGUGAGGUCCGACAAAUGUUGUCUUUAUGCAUAUCAGUAACAUGUGAAGGAUACUUUAGGAGUCAUAGUAAAUUCUUAGUGCUACUAUGUCAGUGAUUAUUUCUAUUUAAAUACAUUAUAAUCUGUAUUCUAAAUCUAUUCAGCAACUUUUUUGUAAACUAUUAGCCAGCUCGUUAGAAUUGGUAUUUGUUCUGUUAUUCCUGAACUUUGCCAUUGCAUUUUUUUCUGAAUGCUCCCUGUUGGUUGAUAAUUUGCUUAAUUCCUAUUGCUUGGAUAUAAGGCUCUAAUCCCUUGACCACUGUACUCAUAGACUCAGACUUUAUGAAAGUGACUCGACACCCUUAACAAUGUGCAGCUGCUCCUCGACCCAACCGUGGCAAACACUAAUUUUGUGAUAUGUAUAGCAGUACUAAUUAACAGAACUCUUGUACUAGAUUAUGUAGAAACUUAUUAAAAUUAUAGUGUUUCACGUGCAAUUCUUCUUUGAAGCGGUCAGACAGCAAACCAGACAGCAAGCAUUUUGUAUCAUUAUAGUUAUACCCUUCCUGUCGGUGCCUUAACUAUGAUGCUGAUAUAAAGUUAUGAAAUGUGUCGAAUAGAGGGCUUUGUCGAUCCAUUACUUAUAAUAUCAAGUAUGUACAGAGUUCAAUAUGUGUCAAUAUGUGUCAUCAUAACUUACUGCUUUGGCAUAAAUGAAGCAGAGGUAGCAUAUCGUUUAUGGCGUGACCAUGUCAUAGGGUUGAUGGUUGAUACUCUAGCUAUCUAGCAGAACAUCUCACAUUAGGUCAGGAGUGAUUAGGUUAUUACAGUGUAUCAUAGGGGUAUCUUUUGGCACACCAUUGGUUUAACUAACUACAUCUACUACUGACUCUGGUAUUCACCAUUAUUUGGCAUAUAAGCAUAUUUUUUU